AUGGGUCCAAAAGUGAAAAAGCCAUCUACGAAUAACACUCAGGUGGAAAGUGUUAUUAACGGGUGCCUUCGAAAUUUUUUCGAUAACUCCACUGUUAACUGUGUUUGUGGGACUCAACUACAAUUGCUAGUGGAAGAAGUUGUUAAUUGUAAAUCGCUAAUUAUAGCCCAGACUGCUCUUAUCAAUCAGCUUCAGAGCGAAAUUGCUGAAUUGGGUGCUAAAAUUCGACCUGACAUCCACGGUAAUCCAUCGACAUUGAGCCAGCUACGUGAAAAACGACAAUCAGGUAUAGGUGUAAAAACCGUUAAAGAAGCUGAAUCUUUCACCUCAACUGAUAACAAUGUAAACAACACUCGUCGUUUGCAUACACUAAGCGUUGGACCCUCUACAAGUUUAUAUUCUUCAGUAAGAAGGAACAGUAAUGUUUUUCUGCAAAAAAUAAAUAGUCAACCUUCUAAUAAGACUAUUUCCGCUCAUUGGGAGGAUGAUUCUGAUUCCUCGGCCUCAGAAGAACCUGCACUCAUUAACACUAUUGGCGAUGCCGACAUAAUUGUUCAUAAACCUGUUAUCGCUAGUGAUGAACUGUCUUCGCUAUUAACAUCGGCACCUCAACAUCAACAAGAAAAUAGAACUCAAAAGCUGUUAACGAAAUCUAGCCCAAUCCAGACGACCUAUACACAAACUAAGACCACUGAAAAGCGUAGCAACAAAACUCGUUUUGUUUCCACCAACACAUCGCAAAUCAAUGGUGCCAAAGCUAAACUUCUACCACUUGAAAGAAAUUGCUGGAUAUAUGUCUCUAAUCUUAGCUCUCAACAAACAACUGAAGAUAUACUAGAUGUACUUAAAGAACUGGACCCUAGUGCCGACUUUAGCGUUGAAAAACCCGAAGCCCUUAAUAAAAAGAAAACUUCCAGCGUGUUUGUAGUAAGAGCUCCCCUUAGGUAUGAAGCUACUCUAAAAGAUCCGAAUUUUUGGCCUGCCAACACCUAUGUUAAUAAAUCUUUAAUUAAAAAAACUAGAAAACAAGCCCAUGAUGCAUAUAUUUCUAAAACUAACAAUCCUAAAGCUGUCUGGGACUUAUUAAAUCAUCUAAAUAAUAAAAGCGUGGUUUAUCAAGAGUCUCCAUUUUCUGCUGAAGAGUUUAACACAUAUUUUGUCAAUAUACCGGUCUCAUUAACUAAAGAUUUAACACCCAAACAUGUUACAUUUAGCAAGACUUUGAAUAUAUCAGAUGAGUUUGCUUUCUCAGAAGUGUCAUUUAACGAACUACGAGAUAUUAUUAGUAAUUUAAAUAAUUCUCCUGCUCGAGAUGUGUAUGGUUUAAACUCUAAAAUAGUCAAAACUAUCAAGCAUCUUAUAGUAUAUCCGUUAACGUACCUUGUCAACCAAUGCAUCCAUAAAGGUAUCUACCCAGCUGCUCUGAAGAAGUCUAGAGUACUCCCUAUUUUUAAGAAAGGGGAUCCCAAAAUUUUAGACAACUAUAGGCCUAUUGCAAUAACACCUAUUAUAAGUAAAAUCAUUGAGAAAGCACUACAAAGCCGACUUGUAAAUUAUUUUGAAAAAAAUAACGUAUUUUGCUCUUCUCAAUAUGGCUUUCGCAAAGAUAAAUCUACAGCUCUAGCAGUAACACACCUAGUAGCAAAGAUAACGAAUGCUUUUGAAAAUAAAGCAUAUUUAGGCUCAAUAUUUUGUGACUUAACAAAAGCGUUUGAUUGCCUGUCCGUUGAACUACUUAAAGAAAAACUUUUAGCUUAUGGAGUCAGAGAUACUAAUUUAGAACUUUUAAUAUCUUAUGUUACAAACAGAACUCAAAUAGUAAGUUCUGAAGGUGGUCCCUCCAAUUAUCUUCACUCACAUUUUGGGGUACCACAAGGAUCAGUGUUGGGUCCGACCCUCUUUCUUAUAUAUAUCAACGACAUUUGUAAUGUUAUUGAUGAUGGGCCGGAUUUAACUAUUCUAAUGCCCUAG
Messenger RNA from Zophobas morio, 1971 nucleotides. RefSeq lists its product as uncharacterized. NCBI's taxonomy places the organism in Eukaryota, Metazoa, Arthropoda, Insecta, Coleoptera, Tenebrionidae. The record is from RefSeq and is a predicted model, not a curated record. Bases 1 to 1971 code for a protein of 656 amino acids. The transcript has 3 exons.